UUUAAUUCAAAAUCAGGGAGAAUUCCCCAUCUCUCUUUCUCAUUCCUCGGCUGAAACCCCCAAACACAUGUCUCUCUCUCUCCUUCUCGAAGGUACGUUGAGAACUCCUCAUCUCUCUCGAUAUGUUUCCGGCGAGGAAUCCGGCGCCGCCGCCGUCGACCAUCUCGCUGAGCCUUCGUUUCCAUCCUCUCUCAAUCUGUUCCUCUUCCUCAAAUCCUCUGGAGAAGGCGAAAAUGAAAAGCCCCAAUUUUUCUCCUUCAUCUAAAUCGUGCCCUAGCUCUUCCUCUGCCCAAAUUUUCGCCGCCCUGCUGCAACUUCCGGCGGCAUCGCCGCCCUCCGCGGCUCUGAAACUUCGGCAAAGUCGACGCCGUGCACCCGAGCGUCUUUCUCUCUCAAUUCCCGUUCACAAUAGAGCUCGUUUGCUGGCGAAUGGAGCUCGCCCUUCUCUCUUUCCCUGUGGAUCUCCGCCACGAAUAGCUCCGGCUAAAGGAAAGAUUUGUUUUCGAAUUGUCGUGAGUUCACACAUCGUGUCAAGUCAGUUUCCAUGGCCAAGUUUACUUUUCAAGAAGUGGAUGCUCUUCAGAAAGGAGGUAAUCAGCGUGCGAGGGAGUUAUUUUUGAAGGCCUGGGAUCCUGAGAGGAACAGACUUGUGGAUAACAG
Molecule: messenger RNA, 660 nt
Organism: Salvia miltiorrhiza (redroot sage)
Lineage: Eukaryota; Viridiplantae; Streptophyta; Magnoliopsida; Lamiales; Lamiaceae
Exons: 3
Coding region: 123-620 (165 amino acids)
Source: RefSeq, a predicted model, not a curated record